Molecule: messenger RNA, 1586 nt
Organism: Trichoderma asperellum CBS 433.97
Lineage: Eukaryota; Fungi; Ascomycota; Sordariomycetes; Hypocreales; Hypocreaceae
Cellular component (GO): nucleus
Molecular function (GO): protein-malonyllysine demalonylase activity; histone deacetylase activity, NAD-dependent; protein-succinyllysine desuccinylase activity
Source: RefSeq, a predicted model, not a curated record
GGCUGCUGUGCGCGAACACUCGAUCAGACGCCUGAUUCUCGCUGCCUUAUGAGCCCGCGAGCCUCACCAGCCCUGCUAUAAGGUCGCCAGCCUCGUGCCUGCAGCAACUCGCGUCUCUGCUCGGGCGUUCAACCUCUGCUGCGUCUGGCCAUUUCCCCUCCUUUGUAUCCCCUCCCACAGAUCCUCGUCGCUCGCUCGCCGCUGCUCUUCCCACCUCGUCUCUGCUUCGUCUCUGCUCCGUCUCUCCUCAUCGACGCCUUGCUUGUUGGACUCCUUUGCAAAAGAAGUAGAGUAGAAAUAUCAAACGACUUUGCACCGCCCGCCAGAGCACCAUGGCGCCUCACAACGACGUCGAGGCCUUCCACCAAGCGCUUCGGUCCAGCCGCCGAAUGCUCGCCCUCUGUGGGGCCGGGCUGUCGGCCUCAUCCGGCCUGCCCACCUUCCGUGGCGCCGGUGGAUAUUGGCGCAACUACGAUUCCGCGAGCCUGGCCACCGUGCGGGCGUUCAGGACUGACCCGGGCAUGGUCUGGCUGUUCUACGCCUACCGCAGGCACCUGGGGCUCAAGGCGGAGCCAAACCCGGGACACAAAGCCCUGGCGGCGCUGGCAAGACGGAACUUGGACUUUAUGUGCCUGACCCAGAACGUCGAUAACCUCUCACAGCGAGCUGAACAUCCUUCUUCACAGCUAAAAUGUCUUCAUGGCUCCCUGUAUGACAUCAAGUGCUCGAACGAGAGCUGUGACUGGAUACAAAAGGGAAACUUUGACGAUCCUUUUUGCGCGGCGCUCGCCCCGGCCUCGGUGGACAUGCCCAACGGCGAGCCCUUGCCACUACUAGACCCGUAUCACCGUGUCAAGCACAUCACCGAGGACGAGCUGCCAAAGUGCCCGAAAUGCAAAAAAGGCCUGCAGCGCCCGGGCGUGGUGUGGUUUGGGGAGGAUCUGGACUCUGCCAUGAUGAUGGACAUAUCAGCGUGGAUGAACACUGAGCCUCUGGAUCUAAUGUUCGUAAUUGGCACGUCGGCACAAGUCUACCCGGCUGCUGGCUACAUCGACAAGGCACGAAAGCGAGGCGCGCGCAUAGUCACCAUCAACCCGGAGGCGGAAGACGAAGCCGAAAUGUUCAAGGUUAAACCUGGCGACUUUGCCUUUGGGAAAGACGCCGCGGAAUAUCUACCGAUUCUGCUGGAACCUGUUAUUGGCAAACCGAAUGAGCAUGGCGAGUUUGACAUGUCAUGAUUCAAAAUUACGAAUAGCGACGUCGUAGAAAGUAUUCUAUGCAGUCCAAGUCUUUUUCUUUCCAUCUACCGAGAACACGAUAAUAUCCAACUUGAGAUUAUAAAAAAGACGCUUGGGUUUAGAGCUAUAUAAGAUUUGGUGUGCUAUAAUCUCGCACAACAGACGAAUCCUGGAAUACGAUACGGCGCUUUUUAUUAGUUUCAUUUGGCCAUAAUGUACAUGAAUUAUGACGAUUAAAUGAUACGGUUUGACAUUAUGAGAUGAAUAAAUAGUAAUAGUGGAAGAAUUGCCCUACGCAAUGCACCCUAAAUAUUAUCACAUGCCAAUAGUCUCAAGGCAAUAGUAUCG